GUGUGUGUGUUUGGAGUGUGUGUCUUUAAGGCAUUUUAUUUUUAAGCAGUCGGCAAAAGGGGCAGCAAAUGUGAAGUGGAAAAUAUUCAAUUUAAUUAAAAAUAGCCGACAAAGCCGACUGCAUAUAACCGAAAAUAAAAGAAAACCAAAGAAAUUGAGAGGUGAAAAAACGGGAAAUUAACUUUGCCACCAAAAAUUGUGAAAAUGAAAGCGAAACCCAAAACAAAGCUAAUGCUGGAGCAGUUGCUUCUCAUUGGAUUCUGCCUGAGUGUGGUAAAUGCUCAGCCAACCAACAGCAUUGGCAGUAGCAGCGGCUCCUCCUAUGGUUAUGGCGCCUCAUUCAUUUCCAAUCCGGCCAUUUAUGCCUAUACCGUGGGCAAUCAGCAGCAACAACAGCAGCAGCAGCUAAAGGAUGCUGCCCCACCAGCCAUGGGGGACAUCAAUUUUGCCACAGCAAACUCAAAUUUCAAUUCCAAUGCGAAUGCGAAUGGUAAUUAUCGCUUCUCUGGCUCAGGCACCGGUUCGGGCUCCGUUUCGGACACUGACUAUGCAUCGUCCUCCUUAUCGUCAAAUCGUAAUUACUACUACACCAACAACAACAACAACAACAAUGAUGUAGAGGAAACUGAUACAGUUUCGGCCACGCCUACACUUAGCACGCCUCCAGCUGCAACACAACCAGCACCUCUUACCGGCUGCACAUUGGACCGUUUGGCUGUUUAUAAGGUGGUCUUGCACACAUAUUGGACACGUGAGCUCUUUCCCAAACACUAUCCAGAUUGGCGACCCACAGCCCAAUGGACCAAAACUUUGGGUCGUACCCACAAUGCGAACUAUGCUCUCUACCACAUUGGACAGCCAGCGACGUUGGGUGUUAAACAAUUCACCGAGACGGGUAAAACGGAUCUACUGGACAGCAUUGCUGGCGAACAGCAACAACAGCAAAUGCAGACCCAGAGCCAGAGCCAGACUAAGACACAGACCCAGACACAGAGCCAAAAUCAGAAUCAGGGGCAGACGAGCAGCAGCCGCAACGGCAAAUCGCCGACAGCUGCGGAACGUAGCGUGUUCGAUGAGUUUAGCAUGCCGGCUAUUCAGUUGGGCUCUGGACGCAGUGAGGCGAAAGUGUUUGUCGACAGCAAUCACAGUUUGGUCUCGCUAAUGACACGCAUUGUCCCAUCACCAGAUUGGUUCAUUGGCGUUGAUUCGUUUGAGCUAUGUGUGGGUGGCACUUGGAUUGAUACAAUUACCGUUGAGUUGGAUCCUCUUGAUGCGGGCACGGAUAAUGGUUUCACCUUCACGGCACCAAAUUGGCCAACGGCACCGCAAGGUGUCAUCUAUAGGAUUACCUCACGAUAUCCAGGCCAUCCGGCCGGCAGUUUCUAUUAUCCCAAAAGCAAACGAUUGCCGCCCAUUGCCACGUUCCAGUUUAUCAAGCUAAAGGAAUACGAACUUAGCGAGGUAUUCAACAUUGCUGAGGAUGAUCGCAAGUAUGAAAUGGUACAAACACAGACCCAUCUGGAUGCAGAGCACAAUCAUGUAGAGAUGAACAAUGAGCUCUCGGCCAGCAUUGAAAGGGAGCGACAAACGGAACAGCAGCAACAACAACAACAACAACAACAACAACAAUACAAUGAUGAGAGACAACGAAUUCGUUCACAGCUGUUGGCCAAAAUGAAUCCCAUCUACAACAACAGCCAACAGCAAGCACCUCAGGUGGUCAAUGUGGUGCCAAAGAACGAUAAACAAGCACUUAUGCAGAGCAUUGCCAGCAGCUACAUUAGACGUACUAGCAACUCGGCUGCUAGCAACAAUAUCAACACAACCCUAAUGGCAUCCAAUACGAAAAUAUCCUCCUCCUCCCUUAUGGGCAACUUUUCCACUGCCAAUUCAUCGCAGCAACAACAACAACAACAGCGACGUCGAGCACAACGGCGGCAACGCGACUGCCGUGUCAGCCAUUGGUCGGAAUGGACGGCCUGCAGCAAGACCUGCGGCAUUGGGGAGAUGCAUCGAUAUCGCAAAGUCAUCAAGCAUGGUAAACGCGGCGGUCGGCCAUGUCCGGCGUUGCAGCAAUCGAAAUGGUGCGGCACCGAGCGCAACUGUCACGGGCCGCAGAGCUAUUUUAAUUGGUCCGACUCUGACACAUGAACGAGCGAGACGAGUAUUGAUGCCGAUGCCAUAUAUAUAUAAUUUUAAUUUAAGGCGUAAGAAUUGCUUUGCACACACACAAACACACACACACACACACACAAAUCGCAUCCGAAGAAGCUCAGCCCCCAAAUGAGAUUUUAAUUUAAAUUUAGAUUACUAUUAAAAUGAAAAAAUUGAUUUUAAACAUGAAAAGACGCAUGCUGAAAAUGGAAGGAAAUGAAAAGCAAAAUGUGUGUUUAUGAAAUUGCAUAUGAAACAGAAGACUACUGACAAUAUUAAAAGAAGAAAACAAAAAAAAACAAAUGAGAAAACAUAAAAAACAAGGAAAAUCCAAAAAAUGUUUACUCAAAUAUUUGGCUGACAAAACUCUAAAGAAUUGAAAAAUCAAGCAAAAUUAUACACAAAUUAUUCCAAUAAUAAUUUCACCCAUUUCAGUUUUGAUUAUUGCUUAUCAUUUUGCUUAAGAAAUUUUCAUUCAAUGAAUAUGUAAAACCAAAAACAGGAGAAAGAGGAAGAGGAAAGGGAACCGCAGUUCCCUUCUAUACCAAAUCACAGUAGACGUACAAAAGUUAAGAGCAUGCAAGUAUAGUAAAAGCAAAUCAAAGUAUAAUUAACAAGCGUGAACAUUUGCAUAACCAAACAAGGAAUCCAGAAACCAAAAACCAAAAACCAAAUAAAACACUUUAAACUAUUAUUACAAA
Drosophila willistoni is the source of this 2855-nucleotide messenger RNA. RefSeq lists its product as uncharacterized. The transcript has 6 exons. Lineage: Eukaryota; Metazoa; Arthropoda; Insecta; Diptera; Drosophilidae. Gene Ontology annotation, cellular component: plasma membrane. The coding region runs from base 205 to 2151 and encodes 648 amino acids. Gene Ontology annotation, biological process: actin cytoskeleton organization. The record is from RefSeq and is a predicted model, not a curated record.